Phycodurus eques (leafy seadragon) is the source of this 3844-nucleotide messenger RNA. RefSeq names its product zinc finger protein Xfin-like. Lineage: Eukaryota; Metazoa; Chordata; Actinopteri; Syngnathiformes; Syngnathidae. Gene Ontology annotation, cellular component: nucleus. The record is from RefSeq and is a predicted model, not a curated record. Bases 226 to 2289 code for a protein of 687 amino acids. The transcript is spliced from 6 exons.
CUGUAUCUGGGGCAACUAGACAAUAGCUUGAAAGCUCCAAAUGCCUAUUUAUUUAAGUUAAGCAGUGCCAAUAAUGUACAUAGUUAGUUGAACGCGUUAUUGUUAUGAUACUGGGAGUGGAAAAGAUGCGAGGAAAAAGAAUAAUUGUUUGGCACUCUGUGUAAAACCUUUUUUUGCGGGGGACUACUUUUUGUAACCUGGGGAAAGACAUUUUAACGCUCAGAAAUGGGCUCCGAGAGCCCCAAGCACUUUGGACCAUCUGCGAUCACGAUGACCAAAGAGGAGGAGCAGCAGGAGCAGCAGCAAGAUAUCGGUUGCCUGAUCAACUCUGACGGAGAAGAAGUGGAUUUGUCAGAUCUCCGAGAGAGUGUCAGCCCGGGCAGCGGAGCCACAGAAACCCCCUCCGCAGCGUUUGCUCAGAGCGAGAAUGAAAAGCCGGCCUCGUUGCACACCUGCUCCGUCUGCGGGAAAGACUUCCCUUACGCCUCCAAACUCCAGCGCCACCUGCGCACGCACUCAGGAGAGAGGCCUUUCGCAUGCUCCAUGUGCGACAAGAGAUUCCCUGAGAAGGGGCUGCUCAUGAUCCACGAGAGGGUCCACACAGGGGAAAAGCCUUUCCCGUGCACUUUCUGCGAGAAACGGUUCGCCAGUCAGGGCGAACUCCGACUCCACCGGAGGACGCACACGGGCGAACGGCCGUACCACUGCUCCAUCUGUCUGAAGAGCUUCUCUCGCCACUGGCACCUGAAGACGCACCUGGACGCCAUGCACUCCGAGGUGGUCGCCGGCUUCACGAGAAAGAAGUUCCCGUGCUCGGACUGCGAAAAGAGCUGCAACUCUGCCGCCGAGCUGCGGGACCACCAGAGGACUCACACGGGCGAACGGCCUUAUCAAUGCUCCUUCUGCGACAAGCGGUUCGCCCUGUCGGGCACGCUGGUGCGGCACGAGCGCCUCCACACCGGGAUCACGCCCUACCACUGCUCGGACUGCGGCAAGACCUUCGCGCAGCAGUGGACGCUGACGACGCACAUGCGCACGCACACUGGCGAGAAGCCGUACAGCUGCACGCAUUGCGACAAGUCCUUCGUUGCGCCCGGGGAGCUCCGCAGGCACACCCGGAUCCACACGGGGGAGAAGCCGUAUACGUGCGCUGACUGCGGCAGGCCUUUCUCGUUGGCGGGGACCCUGAGGAAUCACAGAAAGUCGUGCGCGCAGAGCAAGAAUGGAGCCACCACGGUUGAAACUGCAGCGGGAGAGUCAUCCCAGAGAGAGCCAGAGGCCAAUGACAUCAGCACUGAGGUGUCUGACAGUAAAGCUGCACCAAGUAUUCAGACCUCCUGCACCUCCUCCCCUUCUUCCUCCUCCUCCUCCUCCUCCUCCUCAGAGGAUAUCAACUGUGACCAAGCAGCUGAGGCUGAAAAUAACUCAAAUGAGAAGGAAGUUUCCAGUCUGCACAUGAGCAUAGUCGUGAAAGAGGAGGAAGAGGAGGAGCCUUUGUGCGAUGAAGCGUUGGCUAUAGAAUGUCCUGCAGAGGACAACAAUUUAUCUCCAGUGAAGGAAGAACAAAAUGAUAUUAUCAAGACACCACCAAGGGAUGGCGAUGAUGCGUCAGGCUGUGACAAAAUCAUCUCUCCAACCUCCCCGGUGAAGGAUCAUCGUAGCGACAACAGGAUCACGAGCUCGUACUGCUGCGGCUUGUGCGGGAGAGACUGCCACAAAAUGUCGGCGCUGCAAAUCCACAUGCGGAUCCACUCGGGUGAGAAACCCUACCAGUGCGCCCUGUGCGGGAAGCAGUUCACCCAGAAGGGUCAGCUCAAGGGCCACCAGAAGGUCCACACGGGGGAGAAGCCCUUCUCGUGCCCUGAGUGCAGCAAGUGCUUCGCCCACUCGGGCGCCAUGAACCGACACCGGCUCACGCACACGGGGGAGAAGCCAUACCACUGCUCCCUGUGCGAGCGCAGCUUCAACCAGUCGGGACGCUUGCGGGAGCACGAGAAAACCCACUUCGGGGACAAGCUAAAUUGCCCCGAGUGCGACAAAACGUUCACGCGGUCCUCCAGCCUCAAGAACCACUUGAGGCUCCACACGGGCGAGAGACCGUACAGCUGCAACGUCUGCGGCCGGGGCUUCAGCCGCUCGCAGAGCCUCCGGCUUCACAAGCGCAAGCACGAGUUGCUGACGGUGGAGGAGGAGUCUGGCUUCAGUGUGGGAGACGAGGACUUAUCCGACAGUAACUCCCGGAUCGAUGUGUGUAUAACUGUCAAAAAUGAAGAGGAUCUAUUUAUAUAAACCACACCUCGACACAAGAGGAGUCGUUUUAGACAGGCAGGGGUGUCAAACUCGUUUUUGUCGAGGGUCAUGUCGUAGAUAGGGUUUCCCUCAGAGGGCUGUUAUGACUGAAAAGCAAUUAAAAUGCACAGUAAAUGGGGAAUAUGUUCCAGACUAUUUACAUGUAAAGGUAUUUUCGCUUUAGCAGUGCAAAUAAAUGGAGGUUCAUGCCCUGAAUUUUGAACAGUGAUGACGUAACAUUCAGGUUACAGGUACUUGUUCUUAUCAGUGUCAACUAUUCAAUUUACAGUAAGCAAAGUUUGUAAUAUUUAAUUAAUCAACUGUUGACAAGUUGGCAUAAAAACCUGACCUGAACAAGAGAUACGGAUGUCAUUUUCGGAUUCAGUGAUGCAAAAUUGUCCUAAAUCAGUUUAAAAAAAAAAAAAAAAAAAAAACAGACAACUUAUAAUUUUUUUUUUUUUUUUUUGUAACCCUGUGUUACAGUUGGAAACAUCCGUCCAUCCAUUAUCCGUACACAUCUAACACAAACAAUAUAUGUACAGAAUUGUCUUGGCUUUCAAUUUCUUAUAUGUUCAUAUACGUUUACCAGCUUUUUAAACUAUAUUAUAAUAAUUUUAAAUGUGUUGAAAGUUAGUGGGAUUGGUAAAAUUAUUUUUAGAAAAUGUAUUUUAUAUGGUCGCUAUCGCAGAUUUUCACCAAUUGCAGAUUGGUCUGGAACGUAUCCCCCUCCCCUGAGACAAACCGGAUUUGUUAAGAGUAAAGAAAAAUUGCAAUUUUGGUACAGGUAAUCUGGCAAGAUGAAAAGGACCCCAUUCGCGAGAAACGUGAAGCAGAUACUAUAUUUGCUUUAGUGUGCUACUUAAAACGAUGGGGUGGGCCGGACCUGGACCCCAGGCCUUGAGUUUGACACCGGUGGAAGGACUACCUCUGUGUGUACAUUUUCAAGUAGCGUUAAUGUGGUGGUUGUAAUUGUUUAAGCCAAAAUAUUUAAUUCCCAUCUUAGAUAACACCCAUGCUAGUGAUGCUAUUUAACAAGCAUCUUUUUUAAUGGCUACUCGUAGAGCUCAUUUGCGUAUGUGCGUGUCAGUUUUAUCCUGGCGUCCAAAUAUGACACUCACCUUCUUAGAAUUUCUAUUUAUGGUAGUAUAACGCUUUUUAAGGUGCGUAAUUUUAACUUACUUCCAUGCAGUAUUUGCUACUUGCUUUGUCUACUGCAGUACUUAGGUUAUAGGACAGUAGCAAGUGGAACUACAGUACAUCAAAUAGGAGCAAAAUAAGGAAAGUAAAAAUAGGCCAUUGUGAAAAAGCAACAUGUUCAUAUUUAUCUUGUGUAUGCCAAAAAACAUUUUGCCUUUAUGUCCAUUUUUUAAAAUGAUUAUUUUAAUUAUAAUUACAGUAUUCUAAUCACAUGUGGUUUACCCGGUUUGCCCUGCUGAAUUACACUCUUAAUUAUGCUCUGGAAAAUGAAAAGUGAGAAUUUUGACCUGGUGCUUCAUCUGUCUCAUUGUAUUGGGAAGACCACACUGAACCAUAGAAAUAAAAGAAUGGAUUCACA